GAGAAAUUCGAGUAGAAAAUAGAAAAAGGAAAAAUCCACUCCUCUAUUCUGGGAUUGUUCUUCAACCUGUCAGUCCAACGAAAUCAAAUCCAGCUCUCAGAUUCUCCUUUUCUUUUCCUUCUUUCGUGAGCUCAUCUUCAUCGGCUGCUACUAGCUGGCUCUUCGAUCUGCAGAUUUCUUCCCCUUCUUCUUUUUUAGAGCUGUCCUUGUGUAAUCGUUUGAUGCGUUCAUUUUCAAGAUCUAAUGCGGUUCAAGUUGCAAUCUCCAGGUUUUACUAUCCCUGAGCUGACUCUGCAUUUUGUUUCUGCUUGUAUGAGAAAACGAAUGCUCGUUGCUGCUGUUUCAGUAGUAAUUUUGUAGCUCAGAGCUACGUAUCGUGAUCCGACGAGCUCCUUUUGGGGGGGGGAGAUAGUUACCGGCUUCUUAAUUUUGUUUGAAAUUCGAGGUGCUUGCCUCGGUUUUGUUGGCUAAUCGGGAGAAUUCGAGUCGCGGAGCUAGGGUUUUCUAGUUUUGCCUUCGUUAUAACAUCAUCAACCUGAGGGUUUUGAAGUUGAGUGUUGCUUGGUGGGUUUUUUUGGAUGAGAUGGAUUACGGUAGAGAUUCGGGCUUCGGCAGUGGUAAUGUGGUUCACGUGAUCACUGGAGGUCCUAAUGAGAGCUGGAUGCAGAAUUCUGCUGAUCCAGGGGUAUGGGCUUCGGAAGAUGAGUACCGUGUCUGGAACGGCGGCUUGACGCCUUCCGACACUCCCUCGAACUCUAACUAUGACGCGAGGCAGUCCCAGUCGCGGUCUGGUAGUGAGCCCCCGAGCAAAAAAUCAAGGAACAAUUCGGAUUCUGCCGUAUCCAGCAGGUCGAAAGCGAUUGGUAAAAUGUUCUUUAAGACCAAGCUGUGUUGCAAAUUCCGUGCUGGGACUUGUCCUUAUGUCACAAAUUGUAACUUUGCUCAUAGUAUCGAGGAAUUGAGGAGGCCUCCUCCUAAUUGGCAGGAAAUUGUUGCAGCACAUGAGGAGGAGAAGGGGGUUGCAUCAGAGCCGAGAGAAGAGUUCCAGAUUCCAUCGCUCGGGUCUUCGGGAUUCAGUGGGGAGUCACAGAGGUCAUAUAAGGGGAGGCAUUGUAAGAAGUUUUAUACAGAGGAAGGCUGCCCGUAUGGAGAUAGUUGUACUUUUCUUCACGACGAGCAGUCCAAGAAUAGGGAGAGCGUGGCCAUAAGCUUGGGACCUGGUGGUUAUAGCGGUGGAGGUGGCGGUAGUGGUGGUGGCGGUGGUGGAGGUGGUGGUGGUGGAGGAGGAGGAGGAGGAGGAGGAGGAGGAGGUGUUGGUGGUGGUGUAGGAGGUGGAGGAGGAGGAGGAGGAGGUGGAGCUGGGGUUGGGUCAAACGUGAAGCCGUCGAAUUGGAAGACGAGAAUCUGUAAUAAGUGGGAGCUCACGGGUUAUUGUCCAUUUGGAAACAAGUGCCAUUUCGCUCAUGGAGCUGCAGAAUUGCACCGGUAUGGUGGCGGGCUUGUGGAGUCUGAGGCAAGAGAUCCUACUUCAGCACCUGCUGAUCCAAAACAGGGAGGAGGUCCUCCAAAAACUCCUGCAGACACUGCAGUUGCAUCAGUGGUCUUGGUCCCUCAUACAGAUGCUUACCACAUCGGAGUUCCAUCACAAAGACCAACAAUCAUAUUACAGAGGCCAGGGCAAAGAACUCAUCAGAAAUGGAAGGGACCAGACAAGAUCAGCAGGAUAUAUGGUGACUGGAUAGAUGACAUUGAGUGACUUUGGGAAAAGCUCACCGAAGCAGUAGAAGUUACCCGAUAACGACCCUACUCACAAGAUGGUUUGAGCAGGAAACAUCAGAGGCAGGAGAGGAUUGUCAAGCUUCGUCUUGAUGUAUCAACUAAUUUACUGGUUUCAGGAGAUGCCUCACUCCGAGGGGGCGAAGGAAAGGAAGAGGAGGGGGAAAUC
Molecule: messenger RNA, 1945 nt
Organism: Rhodamnia argentea
Lineage: Eukaryota; Viridiplantae; Streptophyta; Magnoliopsida; Myrtales; Myrtaceae
Product: zinc finger CCCH domain-containing protein 12
Exons: 2
Coding region: 584-1756 (390 amino acids)
Molecular function (GO): metal ion binding; mRNA binding
Source: RefSeq, a predicted model, not a curated record